GUUAUUGAACAAAUGGAAGAAAGAAGGAUGAUCAAGACCAAGUUGAUCUUUAGCUUCCUUAUAUUUUAUACAUCAGUAACUUGCAGCUUUGCUGCAGACACCAUAUCCGCAAACCAAAUCGUUAGAUAUAACGAAACAAUCAUUUCACCACAAGAAACCUUCGAACUUGGUUUCUUUAGCCCCCCUAACUCCACAAACCAUUAUGUUGGAAUCUGGUACAAAAUAUCAAAAGGAACCGUUGUAUGGGUAGCCAACCGAAACACACCACUCAGCGACACCUCCAGCGAGCUAACUCUCACCCAUCAGGGAGUUUUAAUUCUCAGAAAUGCCACCACGGGCGACGUCAUAUGGUCAUCGGUGAACUCGUCAGUCACGCCAGUGAGGAAUCCGAUUGGUCAGCUUUUAGAUACAGGGAACUUUAUAAUUUACAAUGAUGGUGGCGCCAUUAAUCAAGAAGAUCCCAUAUGGCAAAGUUUCGACUUUAUAACAGACACUUUCCUUCCCGGAAUGAAGCUGGGCAGGAAUUUGGUUACGGGGAUUGAAAGAAAUUUCACCUCAUGGAAAUCUGAAAAUGAUCCUGCUUCGGGUGAGUUUUCAAAUUGGAUUGAUACCAGAGGUUACCCUCAGAUGAUCUUAACCAGAGGGGGAAAAAUAAUGUUUAGGGGAGGUCCAUGGAACGGUCUGAGGUUUUCUGGAACUCCUAAUUUGAUACUGAACCCGUUAUACAACUUCACCUUUGUUCUUGACCAUAGAGAAAUUUACUACCAAUAUAUCCUCACGUCUUCAGUUAUGAUUAGGAUAGUAUUACAAUCGAAUGGUCAUUUAGAGAUCUUAAAAUGGAGUGAUAACCAACAAGAAUGGAGCCUUUACACGACUCCACAAAUUGAUCGCUGUGAUAAUUAUAAGGUGUGUGGGCCAUUUGGGAGCUGCAACAUUGAAAGUUCUCCGGUUUGUAUGUGUUUGAAGGGCUUUGAACCCACAUCUCCUGAUCAGGUUACAGAUACAGAAUGGUCAAAGGGGUGUCGACAUACCAUCCCUUUGAAUUGUGACCCUGGGGAAGGGUUCAACAAAUAUACAAAUCUGAAGUUACCAGACACUCAGGGGUCAUGGUAUAACCAGGCCAUGACCCUUGUCGAAUGUGAGGAGAUGUGUAAAAGCAAUUGUUCGUGUACUGCUUACACAAAUUCGAAUAGAUCUGGGUCUGGAAGUGGUUGCUUGCUAUGGUUCGGUGACCUUAUGGAUAUCAGAUCGUUCUCUACAAAUGGGGACACUCUUUAUAUACGAUUGUCAGCAUCUGAGUUAGGGACAUCCGGAAACAAGUCCGGACAUGAACUUGUAAAUAGUAGUGUCGAUGAAGAUCUAGAGCUACCACUAUUUGGCUUGUCCACAAUACUUAAAGCUACCAACAACUUUUCAAUCACCAACAAACUUGGAGAGGGCGGUUUUGGACCGGUAUACAAGGGCGUACUCGAAGAUGGACUUGAAAUAGCAGUGAAGCGGCUAGCAAAAACAUCUACUCAAGGCGUUUUUGAGUUCAAGAAUGAAGUCAUUUCAAUAUCUAAACUACAACAUCGAAAUCUUGUCAAGAUCUUGGGUUGCUGCAUAGAGGGAGCUGAAAAGAUGCUAAUUUAUGAAUACAUGCCAAACAAAAGCCUUGAUUCCUUUAUAUUUGAUAAAACACAAAGCAAACUCCUUGAUUGGCCUGCUCGUUACCACAUUAUCAUUGGAAUUGCUCGUGGACUUCUUUAUCUUCACCAGGAUUCUCGGUUCAGAAUCAUACAUAGGGAUCUCAAAGUCAGCAAUAUUUUGCUUGACAAGGAUAUGACCCCAAAGAUAUCAGAUUUUGGCACGGCUAGAAUUUUUGGUGGAAAUCAGAUUGAGGCAAACACUGGUAGAGUUGUUGGCACAUAUGGCUAUAUGGCACCCGAGUAUGCAGGAGAUGGUAUUUUUUCCAUAAAAUCAGAUGUAUAUAGCUUUGGUGUAUUAGUGCUCGAAAUUGUGUGUGGGGAGAAAAAUAGAGGGUUCAACCACAAAGAACAUUCCAACAGUCUUAUUGGACAUGCUUGGGAAUUCUAUAAUGAAGGCAGAUCUAUGCAAUUAGUUGCUAAGUGCCUAGGUGAAUCAAUCAACGUGUUUCAGGUUCUACGAUUAAUCCAUGUUGGUUUGUUGUGUGUUCAACGUUACCCGGAAGAUAGACCGACUAUGACUUCUGUGAUCCUGAUGUUGGGGAGUGAGAGUCCAUUGCCUUCACCUAAAGAACCAGGAUUUUACGUUGAAAAUUCAAUCCCGGACAUUACUCAAUCUUCAAGUUCAUAUGCAGCAAGUUCAAAAAAUGAACUAAGCAUUACAAUGUUGAAUGGUAGGUAAUAUAAACUAAUCUUAGUACACGAAAAACUUCAAGCUCUAAGCUUAUUAUUAUGCAUUUCGGAUCCA
Helianthus annuus (common sunflower) is the source of this 2433-nucleotide messenger RNA. RefSeq names its product G-type lectin S-receptor-like serine/threonine-protein kinase At4g27290. The transcript has 6 exons. Gene Ontology annotation, molecular function: ATP binding; protein serine/threonine kinase activity. Gene Ontology annotation, biological process: recognition of pollen; protein phosphorylation. The coding region runs from base 13 to 2367 and encodes 784 amino acids. Lineage: Eukaryota; Viridiplantae; Streptophyta; Magnoliopsida; Asterales; Asteraceae. The record is from RefSeq and is a predicted model, not a curated record.